AUUCAUUUGAUGAAGAUAAUAAUUAUUCAAAGUCACUUGAAGAUGAUAAUUAUCAAGAUUUAUUUAAUGAAAAUAAUAUUUAUCAGGAUUUAUUUGAAGAAAAUGAUAUCCAUCAGGAUUCAUUUGAAGAAAAUGAUAUCUAUCAGGAUUC
Molecule: messenger RNA, 151 nt
Organism: Racocetra fulgida
Lineage: Eukaryota; Fungi; Glomeromycota; Glomeromycetes; Diversisporales; Gigasporaceae
Source: the annotation of a GenBank genome assembly